Brassica oleracea var. oleracea is the source of this 600-nucleotide messenger RNA. RefSeq lists its product as uncharacterized. The transcript is spliced from 2 exons. NCBI's taxonomy places the organism in Eukaryota, Viridiplantae, Streptophyta, Magnoliopsida, Brassicales, Brassicaceae. Bases 1 to 600 code for a protein of 199 amino acids. The record is from RefSeq and is a predicted model, not a curated record.
AUGACCAAGAGUGUUGACAGAGCAUCCGCAGUUAUUGAAAAAGGAAAUACAACAACUACCUCUGACACAGUGGCUUCUGGAGAACCAAAGGAAAAAGUGAUUAAGCAACGGAAUGAGACCCAAGAAUACAUCGAAGCUCGGUAUUUAUCAGCUUGUGAUCGAUACUAUCUGAGGAUCCUCAUUAAUAAGAUUAAGGGUCCUAGAAGUUAUGACGAGCUGAAAACUUUCAACGACGUGAAAUACCCUGACUUCAAAUCAGUUUGCCACGCACGAGGCUAUUUGGACAAUGAUGUUGAAUGGCUCGAGAGUAUGUCGGAGGGUGCUAGAACAGCCACCCCAUACCAACUCCGCGAUAUGUUUGUCACAUUCCUAAACACUUGCUUCGUUGCAAGCCCCAAAGGACUAUGGGAGCACUCAUGGAAAUCAAUGAGCGAGGACAUACUUCACAAGAGACAAAGGAUCUUAGGCCACACAAAUCUGGAACUGGAUGAUGAGACCCUAGAGCAAUACACGUUAAUCGAAGUGGAAAAGUUGAUGCGCAUGCAAGACCGUUCUUUAAAUGAUAUUAAAGAGAUGACAAAGAUCAAACCUGUUUGCUAA